AUGACGGAAAGACUAGAGCGGUUGUCUGAUGACGGUGAAAAAAGACUCUUUCGAACAUUUUUGGGUAUGAUGAAGGGUUCUGUUCAAAGACAUCUGGGCACAUCCAGCAUAUUGCUGCAGUUGAUCUUGUUGAUGUAUAUGACAGAAUAUGCUAGAACAGAAUGUCCGCAGAGCAGUAUGACAGGCCCCCUGAAGUACAGUAAGGACAUGAACAAUGCUACCUUUGCCUACAUUGGCGAACAGAUAUCUCUUGACUGUUGUAUCACUGGCUUUGUUUCUUUGGCCUGGUCCUUUCGUGCCACAGAAAACGAUACUUGGGAUAAUAUUGGUGGGACAAGUAUCUACAGACUCAAGGAGAAUACUAGAAAUCAGACUUUGCUGAUUGUGCCACCUGAUCAGGACGAUGGCUAUCCCCUACCAGGUUACUAUAGGUGUAUCGCUACAAACGCCCAGAAUGACAUCAUCGUACGCCAAAUAGACCUUGCUUUUGCAGCUUCCAGUGGAAGAGUGCAUCCCCAAGCAUUUGGUCCCUCGUCAAACACCUGUGCUAAACUAGGCAAGACAAUUGCUGUUAAUUGUUCAGCAGAUUUUGGACAGUUGGGUUCGUCUGAGUGGAAUGUCCAGUGGUACAAAGACGACGAAGGAAAUCUAUCGUUAGUGAGGAAUGAUGCUUAUUAUCCUGUAUAUGAAAUUACCAUCAACAACGGAACAAAUGGAUUUAUCAUUCAUCAGCUGAUCAUAUCCAAUGUCACUGAAUCUGACAUUACUAAAACCUUCAGAUGUUAUGUGAGCAGCAUUCGAGAGUCUAGCAACAAAAACUUCAUGUUUGUUGUUAAACUAUGCUCCAAGGUUGUUCAAGGGAUGCCAGUAAAGAAAGAAACGGUCAUUGGUGUCACAGCAGGAUUGGUUGUGGUCUUUAUACUGAUAAUUGCAGUAGUUAUAGUUGUGGUGUGGCUGUAUAAACCCCAGAUACAUUAUAAACUGAUGAAGUUUUAUGAAAGGAAUAGAAACAAGAGGCAAGUGCCUGAAAAUGAAAAUCUGACUGAUGUGUUUAUACACCACAGCAAUGACGGUAAGGAUAUACGCUUGGCAUCAAGUUUGGAAAUGGAUUUAAUGAAUGAAAAAUAUAGCUUAAAACGAUUAGAGGCAGGGGCACCUGAAGGCAAUCACAUUACAGAGUCUGGUAUCCUUCAAGACCUUAUUCUGACAUCUGCAGCUCUAGUUGUUGUUGCACCCUCGGAUAACUCAGAUGAAGAAUUCACGACCAAGCUCCAAAAUGUUCUUGGACAGAUAAAUUCUAACGAUACUGUGACUGUAAUUUGUCACGAAGAUGAAAGAAAUGAGAAUUCUGAUCUGAAACGUUACGAACAAUUGACAUAUGAACCCCAAGGUUCAAACAGAAGGAAGCGUAGGAACUUCCUUUGUGCAAUUAAGCUGCGGAUUGAUAAUGCAAGAAAAUUACAGCAAAGAACAGCUCGAACAGGCGCCUUGCUUGGUAUGGAAGAGAUUGUAUAA
Molecule: messenger RNA, 1515 nt
Organism: Ylistrum balloti
Lineage: Eukaryota; Metazoa; Mollusca; Bivalvia; Pectinida; Pectinidae
Exons: 8
Coding region: 1-1515 (504 amino acids)
Source: RefSeq, a predicted model, not a curated record